AUCUUCACCGUCCACUCCCUCCCGGCUGCGCGCCAUCCGACGGACCCGAAUUUUCUUUCCUUUCCGGCACACGUUAGCGCUCCUCGGCGGCCAAUUUUCUAUUUCUAUUUACAGAAAAAGCUGUGAUAGAUAUCUUCCGAACGCUUCUUCUUUCCCUCAAGCCCACCUCGCGUCGCCGAGUAGGAAACGCCCCGUCCUCGCCGUGGUGACCUGUGCUGGAAGCUCCGGCGACCCUCGUCCGGCCGUUGAUCCCGUUGGGGGGCGCGAUUGGUCGACGGUUAGCAGGUGGUUGACUGUUUUUGACUGAGCUGGUUCCGUACUGUCAGCUGCCUUACAGUGGCAAGCGAGGCUUUUGCAGCUUCAUUUUUGGGGGAAAUGUUGAGAUGCUUAUACGGAUGGCCCUGUUGAGCUCGUACAUGCGUGCGGCUGGAGUUGUACGGGCAGAUCGAUGGUUUUUCCAAUUCGGAACUCGGAAUUUGAAACCCUAGAGAUGAAUUGUAUACUGAUUGGGGCUGCAAGGAGGAGGUUUCCCAUGGAGGUUCUCUAGUGCUGCGAUGGUGAUGUAAAAUUUUGCGUUUUUUGAGAGAUAGGAGGCUGUUUUCGGUUUGAUUCUUCCCUGAGUAGCUCAGCAGUCUCCUUUUUUUGUCACGCUAUGGAGUGUUUGGAGCUGAAUUUGAACAAAGAAGUCGGAGAUGCUGGCGAAGGAGGAGGAGGCGGUGUUGGAGGUGGUGGUGGUGGUGGUGGUGGUGGUGGUGGGAGCAAUCCCAACCCUAAGGGAGGAAGUGAUGGUUUUAUUGAUCGGAGCAAAGUGAGGAUUUUGUUGUGCGAUAACAACCCGAAGAGCUCGGAAGAGGUCCUUCCGCUUCUUUUGAAAUGCUCUUAUCAGGUGACUUCUGUAAGAUCAGCAAGGCAGGUAAUAGAUGCCCUGAAUGCUGAGGGACCAGACAUUGAUAUUAUCCUAGCUGAAGUCGACAUUCCUAUGUCCAAAGGCAUGAAGAUGUUGAAGUACAUCACACGUGAUAAAGAGUUACGACGCAUUCCUGUGAUUAUGAUGUCGGCCCAGGAUGAGGUCUCAAUUGUUGUCAAGUGCUUGAGGCUAGGAGCAGCAGACUAUCUUGUGAAGCCAUUGCGCACUAAUGAACUACUGAACUUAUGGACCCACAUGUGGAGGAGGCGGCGCAUGCUUGGAUUGGCGGAGAAAAACAUUUCGAACUAUGAAAUUGAUCUGGUGGCGUCAGACCCUAGUGAUGCAAAUACAACUAGCACGACACUUUUCUCAGAUGACACUGAUGAUAGGUCCAGGAGGACCACCAACCCUGAUGUGUUACCCACACAUCAAGAAGAAGAGCCUGUUGUUACUGCUCCUCAGACAGCUACUGUGACUGCUUCUGAGCCACCAACUCAUAAUGUUCGAGAUUGCCUUCCUGAUGUACCUGGCAUCAGUGAUCGCCGGACAGGACAAUUAUCUUCUGGUCCUAAGAAGAGCGAGCUGAAGGUUGGGGAGUCAUCAGCAUUCUUCACAUACGUAAAAUCAAGCAUUGUCAGGAACAAUUCACUCCCUGCUCCCCAUGCCAAUGGCAACGCUGCCCAGACUUUGAGGCCCGAAGAGAGAGUCCCUGCAGAGGCUGAGCAGGUUGCUUAUGAUCCACGAGUACAUGAAAAUGGAGAAGCAUGGGAGAAAUCCUCCCAAGGGGAUGACUUCCCAAGCAGCAGCAGCAUUCCUGAUUCUCUCUCUUUGGAAAGAUCUUGCACCCCACCCGUAUCAACUGAUUACUUGCAGCAGCAGAGGAACUAUGUUGGGGAAAAGUUACCUUCUCAUAUGGUCUCCCCAAGGAAUGACCCACAUCACGAAGUGUCAGGAUUGGGCCUACAGGGCACUUAUCCUUAUUAUGUGCCGGGGGUUGUUAACCAAGUUAUGAUACCCUCGUCUUCUGCACAAAUGUAUCAAAAGAACCUCCACGACUUACAAAAUCAUCACGCUGCCCCUUAUCCUCUCCCGCAUUGCUCUCCUCACAUGACAGGAUUGCCUUCUUUCCCUUAUUACCCAGUAAGCAUUUGCUUACAACCUGGGCAGGUCUCUUCGCCCCCCUCGUGGCCUUCAUUUGGGAACGCUCCAGUUUCAGAGACAAAAAUGAGCAAUGUUGACAGAAGAGAAGCUGCCCUGAUCAAGUUUCGGCAGAAAAGGAAGGAGCGAUGUUUCGACAAGAAGAUCCGGUAUGUAAACAGAAAACGGCUUGCUGAGAGGCGGCCUCGUGUGAGGGGACAGUUUGUGAGGAAGGUCAACGGUGUGAAUGUGGACCUUAAUGGUCAACCUGCUAUGGCCGAUGAUGAUGAGGAUGAACUUGAGGAUGAGGAGGACGUUGAUCCACCAGAUUCCUCCCCUGAGAACGGAGUUUCAGAAUAUUGACAUGAUUUACUUCUCUCCUCUCCAAGAAUUAUUAUUUCAGAGUCUGAAUCCCAAGAUGCUGAUUAAUCAAGGUGGGGCAUUUUUUCCGUCAACUUCAUCCGGUGGGUCUGGUUCAGUUCAAUUCAGUUCGUCAGCCUUGAUCUAUGGGCCAUUGCGCAUUACAACUUGACUUACAAACUGUGCCCCUGUGUGGAGUCAGAACUAUCUCCCAAGUUUAUCGACUCUUGCAGAAACUGGAUGCAGUGCUUUGGUUGGAGCUUUGCAUCAUUUCAAGUGACUGUUGAAUACUUCGUCUAAGGACAAGAAAUUGGUAUGGCUUGCUUGAAAUUCUACUGCUACAUGGACAAUCUGCAGGCUUUUGCAAAUUCCGUUCACCCUCUAGCUAUUGUCAUUUGUGUAAGUUCCGGAUUAGAGUUAUUAUGAUGUUAUCAAAGUCCCCCAGUUAAGUUUAAUCGAGCAUCGCCUUUCCUGUUUACUUCAA
Punica granatum (pomegranate) is the source of this 2888-nucleotide messenger RNA. The record is from RefSeq and is a predicted model, not a curated record. Lineage: Eukaryota; Viridiplantae; Streptophyta; Magnoliopsida; Myrtales; Lythraceae.